Phalacrocorax carbo (great cormorant) is the source of this 2818-nucleotide messenger RNA. NCBI's taxonomy places the organism in Eukaryota, Metazoa, Chordata, Aves, Suliformes, Phalacrocoracidae. The record is from RefSeq and is a predicted model, not a curated record.
GCGGGGGGUGGCGGCGGCGGGCCGGGAGGCGGCGGCGGCGGCGGGCCGGUGGGGCACCGCGCUGCGCCGCCGCGCCUCUCCCCGGCGCCGCGGAGCGGAGAUGCCUUUUGAUUGCAAGACUGCUGAAAUGUUUUGAGGGCUGCCUCGCGUUCCCUAACCAUGAACAGUUCAAAAUCACCAGGGCUGGCUGGAUUUGGAGUCUUGAAAAACACAACCUGCCACACGGAGAAGAAGAUAUCAGUUUUCUUUUCCAUAAUCUUCAUGACAGUGGGAAUUUUGUCCAACAGUCUUGCCAUAGCAAUUCUCAUGAAGGCGUAUCAGAGAUUUAGACAGAAAUCAAAAGCCUCCUUUUUGCUUCUUGCUAGUGGUUUGGUCGUCACAGAUCUCUUCGGCCACCUCAUCAACGGAGCCAUUGCAGUGUUUGUGUAUGCAUCGGAUAAAGACUGGAUUCGAUUUAACCAGUCCAACAUUCUUUGCAGUGUUUUUGGCAUCUGCAUGGUUUUCUUUGGUUUGUGCCCGCUCUUCCUGGGCAGCGUGAUGGCUGUUGAAAGGUGCAUUGGAGUCACUAAGCCAAUAUUUCACUCUACAAAAAUGACUUCUAAACAUGUGAAAAUGAUGUUGACUAUGGUAUGUCUGUUUGCUGUUCUUAUAGCUUUGCUGCCUAUCCUUAGGUUUAGAGCCUAUCAAAUUCAAGCAUCGAGGACCUGGUGCUUCUAUAAAACAGAACAUGUUGAGGACUGGGAAGACAGAUUUUAUCUCUUACUUUUUUCUUGCCUUGGGUUACUGGCCCUUGCUAUUUCAUUCUUGUGCAAUGCUGUCACAGGAAUUACCCUCUUAAGAGUCAAAUUUAAAAGUCAACAAAGACAAGGCAGAUCUCAUCAUUUUGAAAUGAUCAUUCAGCUCUUGGCUAUAAUGUGUGUUUCUUGCAUUUGCUGGAGUCCAUUCCUGGUGACAAUGGCCAGAAUUGGUAUAAAUGAGAGUCAUUCAAAGGAGACCUGUGAAACAAUACUUUUUGCUCUCCGAAUGGCAACAUGGAAUCAGAUUUUAGAUCCCUGGGUGUACAUUCUUCUCCGGAAAGCUGUACUUAAAAACCUGUACAAGAUCACAAGGGGAUGUUGUGGCGUGCACAUCAUAAACUUGAACAUGUGGGAACUCAGCUCCAUCAAGAAUUCUUUGAAGGUUGCAGCAAUAUCUGAAUCACCAGUAAGUUCCAAACAAAUAAACCUACAGCCACUCAGCUCUACGGGGCAAUAAAGUUAAACACAACGUAUGAAGAGAUGAUGGAGGCAACGCUUAUACACGGGCAAUACCUUAAAAUGAAUUCCAAGGCUCAGUGGUUUGGCAUUUGUUUUGAAUUUUGAGUGGUUUGCUCUUGUCGCUUACUGGUUUGAUAUUUUGCAUGUGCCCAGCUUAUUAAAGGAUCCAGUUUGCUUGGUUCAUUGACUUGACCUCUUAAUUAUUCACUGUUCCAUGAACUUUUGGGAGAGCUGCAAAGUUCGCCAGUAUAAGCGUUCCCUUCAAAUCACUGACAAAACAUGAGGUUCCCUGUGGGAACACAGAAGCAGAUCAGCUCAGCCUGCUUACAGUUACAUUUUCAGAUCUAUCGGUGAGUUUUUACUCCUUUCAACAAAUUUUGUUGAAACUAACAGGCAUAAAGCUGUGGUUAAUCUGUAAAAAGAGUUGGUUUUUUUUUUUCCUGUAAACUGAAGGAAGUUUCUUGAAGCGUUUCCUUAACGCAUAUACUGAAAUGCUCUUGAGGUACAUCAGCUUCAUUUGUAAAUGGUCAUGCGAGUCUCAUGAAAAAUGUGUGUGACCCAAUGAGCACCCCCGCAGUGGGAGCGCGGUUAUGCUUGUGAAAGCAAGCACCACGCUCAGUUUUUGCAGUGUCUGUCUGAAGAGCUGAGGGCAUUCAGUAUGUUUGAAGGUACCGGAAAGUUUCCAGGACUUUAUACAGGAGACCCUUCACCUUUAAUGCUGCUAAAAGAGGCUUUGGUUUUUUCGUGACUGUACUUUGUUCAGAAGCAAAAAUGGGAGUAUCAGAGACUUUGUAGCAGAGGGGUUGUUUUAAAAUAGAAAUGUCUAAUGUUAUUUCCACCUACGUCAAAUAACUACAUUAGUGAAUUGGUGUAUUGGGACAAAGUAGUUAAAAACUAAUUCACCAAGAAGACAGCCCGAGGGACCACAACUAUUCGCAAACUACAAAUUCAUGUUGUAUGUGAGAAUAGUUUAAGUCACAAAAUAAAAACCCAAAAGGUUUAAAUAUAUCAGUUUUUUGUUUUAAAAGCUAUUUCCUUUUUGUUUUAAAAAGGUUGAAAAAUAAAUGGGUUAAAUAACCCUAUAAUGAAAUGAAAUGGCUUCGUUUACCCUGAAGAAUUUCUGUAUGUGAUUUAUUUCCUCAGCCACCACGCUGAUAAACUGUGGACAGAUUUGAUGCUGGUGUAAGCUCCACACUGUUGCUUUCGUGUGGGUUCUGCUGAAAUUUGGAAGUGUUCAGUUAGUGCUCAGUUUGGCUUUUUCAUUUCUUAGAAUGUGAUGCCAGUGUUAUCUGUUGCCAUAAAUUAUUUGUUCUUUAUGGAAGAUAGUUGUUUUAGCAGCUGCAAAAACCUGUUGGUCUGUAAAUCGUUGAGAUAUUUGAUCGGUGAAUGAAGCUCGUAAACGUUCCAUUUUGUUACGUGAAUAAAUGUAGCUUGUGUAGUUCAUACUGGUUGACUUGUAAAACAAACAAACAAAAGUUUAUAUGUAUAUGUGAUUUCUUAUAUUUUGUGUACAAAUACGUAUUGAAUGUAAAUUGCAAAGCCUCAUUAAAGUUAUCAAAAUG